UCUGCACCGCAGUCCCAGCAGCAUCCCAUGCCUCCACCUCUCCUCCAUCUACGCGUCCGUCCAUCGGUGCAGUGAAGCGGGACAAGAUGCUGGAGAACGGCAGGAAGGUGUUCAAGGAGGGUCUCCUGGAGAAGCGGAGCGACGGGCUGCUGCAGCUCUGGAAGAAGAAGCACUGCGUCCUGACCGAGGACGGCGUGCUGCUGCUGCCGCCCAAGCAGCACGACCACCCGCAGCACCACCAGCCGCACCACGGCGGCGGGGACACGGGCAAAGUCAAGGAGCUGCACUUCGCCACCAUGAAGACGGUGGACUGCGUGGAGCGCAAGGGCAAGUACGUCUACUUCACCGUGGUCAUGAUGGAGGGAAAGGAGAUCGACUUCAGGUGCCCGCAGGACGAGGGCUGGAACGCGGAGAUCACCCUGCAGAUGGUUCAGUACAAGAACCGCCAGGCGAUCCUGGCCGUCAAGUCCACCCGGCAGAAGCAGCAGCUGCUCGUCGUGCAGAUGCCCGGACAGAAGACGGUCCGGGGCACGCUAAACGUGGCGUGACCUGCGGCGAGACCCGGGGACACUGGUGCGCCAUUGUUGGUUAAUUGGACGCUGAGCCGGAGGAGGAAUAUUGACCCGGGCUGCAUCUCCCCCCCUUGCUCCACUCUCCAGGAGAACCCCUCUUCCAUGUAGUGGUUGCCCAGGAGCAGAGCCCCCCCCCCCUUCCACUCAGAGACUUCUUUCACAAAAGACUGAUGGACAAAAAGCAUGUGAGAAAACAACUGUAUUCUACCGUGCAAUGGGUAUAUCCCUUUAUUUAUUAGUUGUGUAUAUAUAUAUAUAUAUAUAUCUUUUCUAUGAAAUGUUACGUUGUUGAUGAAUGUUCGGUGUGGUUGUUGCUGGAGUGGAACAGGAAAUACUCCCUCGGAGGUUCACGGCUGACUAGUCACUCAACAGUCCACUGGGAAGAAGCUUUCAUCCGAGUUCGGGGGGUCGCUGUACGUUAGUCGGAUCCCUUCAUGAUCGGUAAAAAUGUGUCAUUGUCCAUGGUUUCAUUUUUAAACUGAACCAAAGAAUCAUUUCAUUAAGUUAAAUCUCUCUUGUCCAGUUGUACACCUUAGAAUAUACAAAAGUAAAAUACUCUGGAUUCUGUAUAUGAUGAGAUACCUGCUCGAUCGAUACAUCAUGUGUGUUAAGUGCUUGGUUUAUUAAUUGCUACAUUGUGCACAUCACUUAUUUUCCAACAUUUUGUUUGGCUGCAUUCAUUUCUUCAAAAGUUGUGUCUUGUUUUCUUGUGAGUCUUAAAUCAGAGAAGAGUUUAGCAGGAGUCAGUAACAUGCCCAAUGGAGCUUUCUUUGUAUUGACAGUUUUCAGGAGCUGCUGGUUGCAUUAACGCCGAGUGGAUGGGAUCAAAUAAGAAGUUCUGCUGGAAGGUAACAUUAGACCUGUGUUAAAUAAAAAAGGAAACAAAACAUUUCAAGGUGGACAAAUGAGGAAAUCGACAUUUUUGAAUUACUGUCAAUUUAUGGCAAAACAGGAAGAAUAGUCGUAGCUUAUUGGCUAGUUUGAUCACAAAGUUAUCUCACUGAAGGCACAUACUACACUCUUUUGUCGGCCUUAAAUGAAAAUUUUGGAAUUUUUCAAACCUGAGCCCUAAUGCUGUGUUCCGUUAUACAUCGGAUCUCGGAAUUGCCGACCCCUGAUCGGAAGCUCAACUCAUAAUGUCGAAUGAAUCUCACCACCCCCAACUUUAAAAACCAAGAUAGCCUCUCCGCGUAUCAACAAUCGUGACAGCUGCAGUUGUUACUAUUUAUUAGCACUUCAGUCAAUACAUGUGUCAUACACAUAGUACUGUCCAAUUACUGUCUGUGGACAUGUUACCACGGUGCUAAUAUGUGUGAAAUGCAGCGUAAUGUGUUAUCACAAACUGGUUUUGCUAACAAUGGCCAUAAACGUUGUUCCCAGGGCCGAGCUCCGAGGUCUAAUGGAACGUAGCAUUUGUUGAUAUAAGUGAGUGGGUAAAUACAUUUGCAAAAAAACCUUUGGGAUUGGUCAAGUAGAUCGCCUCCGGUGGCAGCCAUGACACAACGACAGUGGCUACAAUGAGGCUACAAUGUAAUCCUAUGGGGCAACAAUGACAGUUGGGCUAAAAGGUCUACAAGUGCACUAAGGUUUUUUCACUAUGUCAGGGCUGCCUGUGUUUUGGAUAAUUAAAAGUCAAUGACGGCUAAAAGCAUUCUGAGGAAUUCUAUUUUCUAAUAGAUACAAUAAACAUUGGGCAGGAGAGUUUUAAAUGCAAAAUCAUAUUUUUUGUAAGGUAACUAAUUGUUGAUUGUCUAAUACCUUUAAUACAAUGGAUUUAGAAUUUUGAGUUGAAUUGGUACCUGGCGAUUAAGCUUCCCAACUAGAUCAUUUUGACUGAAACAGAUUCUUUGGCUCAGUCCACUGACUUUUAUUGCAACCAGUCAGAUGAUUCCUGUCUGUAGCAGCUCUGCAACCGAGAAACGGUCAUACAACCAUCUCACCUAAUCUGCGAGCUAUAGAUUUUAAGUAUGAGAAAAUACCGGAGUAUGUACGUGUGUGGUGAUACACAGGGCAACAUUAAGUGGGACGUGACAGGUAACCAUAUUGUGGGAUGUCUCUCUGUCAGGAACCGUUUUAUUUCACUGUGGCUCAUGUUGCUUCCUGUCUGCUGGAGGUGUUUCCCACUGCUCUCUCCUCUACCCAGUGCAUCACCGCCGCCAAACCAGCACAUGCCUCUGUGCUGCUGUCAUCUCACACACUGGGCAAUGGCUGUGCCCUGUGUCUAAUGCCACUGAUGAGAUGCAUCUCUCCGACAUACCUUCCUGUUGCCAUCAUUACACACCGUUAUAGCUGCGCCCUUUGUAGCCACUGUCCAAAUUUCUUAUUUCAACGUGAGAUCUAUUUUCAUACCUUGAAAAGAUACAGUACAUUCCAUUA
This is a messenger RNA of Platichthys flesus (European flounder), 2948 nucleotides long. It is a transcript of the gene phlda1, whose product is annotated as pleckstrin homology-like domain, family A, member 1. The transcript has 2 exons. Gene Ontology annotation, molecular function: phosphatidylinositol phosphate binding. The coding region runs from base 87 to 548 and encodes 153 amino acids. The record is from RefSeq and is a predicted model, not a curated record. NCBI's taxonomy places the organism in Eukaryota, Metazoa, Chordata, Actinopteri, Pleuronectiformes, Pleuronectidae. Gene Ontology annotation, biological process: positive regulation of apoptotic process.